Molecule: messenger RNA, 348 nt
Organism: Rhizophagus irregularis DAOM 181602=DAOM 197198
Lineage: Eukaryota; Fungi; Glomeromycota; Glomeromycetes; Glomerales; Glomeraceae
Product: small nuclear ribonucleoprotein Sm D3
Biological process (GO): spliceosomal snRNP assembly; RNA processing
Cellular component (GO): catalytic step 2 spliceosome; U1 snRNP; commitment complex
Molecular function (GO): RNA binding
Source: RefSeq, a predicted model, not a curated record
AUGUCUAUUGGGGUACCUAUUAAAUUACUUCAUGAAGCUCAGGGACACGUCGUAACAUUAGAAUUAAACAAUGGAACGGUUUACAGAGGAAAAUUAUCUGAAGCUGAAGACAAUAUGAACGUGCAGCUUCGUGAAAUUACCGUUACUGCAAGGGAUGGGCGCGUAUCUCAAUUGGAUCAAGUUUAUAUUAGAGGUUCACAUGUUAGAUUCUUUAUUGUGCCGGAUAUGUUAAAGAAUGCUCCAAUGUUUAAGAAGAUCGGUCCGAAUGCUAUGAAAGGUAGAGGUAUAGGAAUGGGUAGAGGUAAAGCUACUGUCGCGAGAGCUCAAGGUACGUGCAAUUUAAUGUAA